GGCUCCCGCCUCUAGGACGCACCUGUAGCCCGAAACUGGCAUCUGAGCCCAGGGUUCUAGACAGGGUUCGGCGCGCACCCGAGCAUCAGAGUCGCUAUCUAGGGAGAGUCCGGGAGUCGUGAAGCCAUCCCACCUGACCUUUCCAGGCCCCGGCCUAGGUCUGAUUUCUCAAGCUCCUCUGCCACUUCACCUCCCACCCUCAGUUAUGGAAGCAGGUAGGGCUUCUGUACCUCCUCGGAGGAGUUUUGGGCUCCGCCCACCCGGAGAUGGGACAGUCACUAAGGCAAAGAAAGCAAAGCCAGUUGCCCGAGAGCCAUCUGCAAUUGAGGGACUUGAGCGAGAGUUUGAAUCUGUGACGUCUCCUUUUGAGAAAAUUGACCCUGAGGUGGCUGCCUUCCUGCAGAAGCUGCGUAGUAGGGUACAGAUCGGUGUGGUGGGCGGGUCCGACUACUCUAAGAUUGCCGAGCAGCUGGGAGAUGGCGACGAAGUCAUUGAGAAGUUUGAUUAUGUGUUUGCCGAGAAUGGGACCGUGCAGUAUAAGCAUGGACGACUGCUCUCCAAGCAGACCAUCCAGAACCAUCUUGGAGAGGAGCUGCUGCAGGACUUGAUCAACUUCUGUCUGCGCUACAUGGCCCUGCUCAGACUGCCCAAGAAGCGCGGAACCUUCAUCGAGUUCCGGAACGGCAUGCUGAACAUCUCGCCCAUCGGCCGGAGCUGCACGCUGGAGGAGAGGAUCGAGUUCUCCAAGCUGGACAAGAAGGAGAAGAUCCGGGAGAAGUUCGUGGAAGCCCUGAAAACAGAGUUUGCUGGCAAAGGGCUGAGGUUCUCUCGAGGCGGCAUGAUCAGCUUUGACGUCUUCCCUGAGGGCUGGGACAAGCGCUACUGUCUGGACAGCCUGGACCAGGACAGCUUCGACACCAUCCACUUCUUUGGGAACGAGACCAGCCCCGGUGGGAAUGACUUCGAGAUCUACACUGAUCCCCGGACCGUCGGCCACAGCGUGGUCUCUCCGCAGGAUACAGUACAGCGAUGCCGUGAGAUCUUUUUCCCAGAGACCGCGCAUGAGGCGUGACCAGGGCCCAUGCCUGCUCGUAGGGACUUCAGAGAGCUCCCCCCAGGCCUAAAGAGAGCCCCUGGCCCUGAUGGUGGGGGUUGGGGGGUGCCAGGCCCCUCCUCCUGUGGCUCAGGAUGCCUGCCUAUGACCUGCUGCAAGGCCUCCCUUGACAGGGCCAGGGUCCGCACAGACAACCGUCCCCAGCUAGUCAGCUCCUGGGGGUACCGGCUCUGUCCUCCACCUUGAUGGCCCUGGCCACAGCUGUUGCUUGUACUUGUGAACAGGACAGAUUUCGGUCUACACCGCAAGUAGGCCUGUGCUAAUGUUGGCAUGAGAUAGAGCCUGCCCAGUUUGCCUGUCCCAGGCAGGAUGCAGAGCACCGGGGAAGGUGCGUAUUUGCCAGAACUUUCUCUCUUAAACAUUAAAGUUCCUGGAACAAGG
Lontra canadensis (Northern American river otter) is the source of this 1495-nucleotide messenger RNA. It is a transcript of the gene PMM1, whose product is annotated as phosphomannomutase 1. The transcript has 9 exons. NCBI's taxonomy places the organism in Eukaryota, Metazoa, Chordata, Mammalia, Carnivora, Mustelidae. Gene Ontology annotation, cellular component: cytosol. The coding region runs from base 206 to 1072 and encodes 288 amino acids. Gene Ontology annotation, biological process: protein N-linked glycosylation; mannose metabolic process; GDP-mannose biosynthetic process. The record is from RefSeq and is a predicted model, not a curated record. Gene Ontology annotation, molecular function: phosphomannomutase activity.